This is a messenger RNA of Galeopterus variegatus (Sunda flying lemur), 835 nucleotides long. RefSeq names its product 28S ribosomal protein S15, mitochondrial-like. Bases 59 to 820 code for a protein of 253 amino acids. Gene Ontology annotation, biological process: translation. Gene Ontology annotation, cellular component: ribosome. Gene Ontology annotation, molecular function: structural constituent of ribosome. The transcript is spliced from 8 exons. Lineage: Eukaryota; Metazoa; Chordata; Mammalia; Dermoptera; Cynocephalidae. The record is from RefSeq and is a predicted model, not a curated record.
CGGUCCGUACGGAGAAGGCAACGGCGGCGGCGCGGGCCCCUAGAGGUCAGAAGUCACCAUGCUGAGGGCCGCGUCGAGGAUGCUGAGUUCCAUUCGGAACCAGGCAGUGGCCCAGGCCCCUGUCCUCGGGCUGGCAGGCGGAGGGAGCGCCAGGCUUCCUUCCAACCAGUGGCGCCUGCUGCCUCGAAGUCUCCUUCAAGCCGCCCGCGGAUAUGCCACUCAGAAACCAGAGAGACUCGUGCUGGAGAAGGAAUUUUCAGUCAUCCUAAAGCCACAGUCCUGCUCAGGCCCUGUCCUGAUUGAUGAUGUCGUUAAAAGACUCUUGUCUUUGGAAAUGGCCAACCAGAAGGAGAAGCUAAAAAUCAAGCAAGAACUGUUGAUGAAAAAAGUCGCGGCAAACCCUGAGGACACCCGCUCCCUGGAGGCUCGAAUUGUUGCCUUGACCGUCAAGAUCCGCAAUUAUGAAGAACACUUGCAGAAACAUCGAAAGGACAAAGCCCACAAACGCUAUCUGCUAAUGAGUAUCGACCAGAGGAAAAAGAUGCUCAAAAACCUCCGUAAGACCAACUAUGAUGUCUUUGAGAAGACAUGCAAGGAGCUGGGGAUUGAGUACACCUUUCCUCCUCUGUAUUACCGGCGAGCUCACCGCCGCUUUGUGACCAAGAAGGCUCUAUGCAUUCGGGUUUUCGAGGAAGUUAAAAAGUUGAAGAAGCAAAAAAGGAUCUUGAAAGCUGUAGCAACAGCAGCCCGAAAACAAGACCAGAAGAACCCAGAGAGCCCUUCCGAAGCCUCAUCGGAGGCACUCAAAGAAAACCAAUAAAUUCUGUCAAAAUUA